GCCGAUCGCCUGCUUGAUAAAGGUGUAUCAGUUCGCAAGCGCGUGAUUCGCUGCCUUCGAGAACUGCUAAACAGGACUGAAUGGUCUGUCUCUUACAAACCAUCCGAGGGUGCUAAGGACAAAGUUUCGCACUGCUAUAAUGGACUCAGUAUUUCUCACGUCAAUGAUGCUUGCUUGCGUUUGAUUCGUCGUAUACAUGACGAAGAUUCUGUCAAAAAACUUGUACUUGAACUAUUUCAAGAUUUAUGGUUUGCUCCGGUCACUGAACCUGCUGAGGGCUUGAUCAAAUUUAGAAUCGCUUGUAUUUGUGAUGCUGUUCUGGCCCUCAGGUCAACAAACUUUCAGCUACUGGAUGACUUCUUUAAAGCGGUAAUUUGUGAUCACUUAUCGGACCAGUUUUCUUAA
This is a messenger RNA of Protopolystoma xenopodis, 405 nucleotides long. Lineage: Eukaryota; Metazoa; Platyhelminthes; Monogenea; Polystomatidea; Polystomatidae. The record is from the annotation of a GenBank genome assembly.